Habropoda laboriosa is the source of this 924-nucleotide messenger RNA. Its product is annotated as very-long-chain 3-oxoacyl-CoA reductase-like. The transcript has a single exon. Gene Ontology annotation, molecular function: oxidoreductase activity. Gene Ontology annotation, cellular component: endoplasmic reticulum. The record is from RefSeq and is a predicted model, not a curated record. Lineage: Eukaryota; Metazoa; Arthropoda; Insecta; Hymenoptera; Apidae. Bases 1 to 924 code for a protein of 307 amino acids.
AUGUCGGUCAAGAAAAUAGGUUACGCGGCGAUCGUAUACUGGGGCUACAAAUUUUCCCGCAAUAUAAUAUACAAAGUCUAUAAGAACUUUUUCUCAGCAUCUACUGUCGAUUUGUGCUCGAUGGGUAAAUGGGCGGUUGUAACUGGUUGCUCUCAUGGCAUAGGAAGAGCUUACGCAGAGGCAUUAGCGAGGAUAGGAUUGAAUUUGAUUCUAGUCAGUCCUGAUACGGAAAAUUUGAAGACUAUCGCGAGUAAUAUUGAGACGAUGUACAAUGUAAGAACAAAAGUGAUCAAACUAGACCUAUCACAAGGUCUGGAGACGUAUGACGUGAUCGAAAAAGAGAUGUUUGGCUUGGAAAUCGGCGUAUUGAUCAACAAUCUUGGCAUGUCAUAUCCGCAUCCGGAAUAUUUCCUCGAUCUUCCUCAUAAAGAGAAGAUAUACAUGAGUAUCGUGCACUGUAACGUGAUUGUUGUGACUAAUAUGUGUCGUAUUCUAUUACCACAAAUGGUUGUCAGAGGAAAAGGAGUGAUAGUGAAUGUAGCCUCGAUGGUAGCGGUAAUACCGAGCCCCCUAUUAACUGUGUUCGCAGCUACGAAGGCGUACAUCGUGAAAUUUAGCAAGGAUAUGCAAAUAGAGUACGGGAAACACGGUGUGAUCGUACAGUGCUUGUUGCCGGGCACGGUAACGAAUCACACGACUGAUUCGCCAAGAUCGGGGUGGAUGAUCCCAACGCCAGAAAAGUACGUUCAAAGCGCUAUUAGAACUAUAGGCAAAGAAAACGUGACGACUGGAUUUUUACAACACUCUAUUUUGAUUGGAAUAAUCAAAUUUAUCUAUCGGAUAUCACCGAGUUACAUCAUCAUUUGGAUGAUCAAUAUUAUGGAAGGAAAUCGGAAUAAUGUACUACGUCGAUACGUCGGAUGA